This is a messenger RNA of Closterium sp. Yama58-4, 1449 nucleotides long. The record is from the annotation of a GenBank genome assembly. NCBI's taxonomy places the organism in Eukaryota, Viridiplantae, Streptophyta, Zygnematophyceae, Desmidiales, Closteriaceae.
AUGGCGUCGCUCUGGAUUGGUCUCGUUGUUGGCGUCCCCACGUGGUAUCUCGCGGCCACCUUAGUGGAGGUAGGCAUGGCAUGGUGGCAGGGUCUCCUAACCGUGCUAGCAGGCAAUCUCCUCGUGCUCAUCCCCAUGCUGCUCAACGGUCAUCCCGGCUGCAAGUACGGCGUGCCCUUCCCCGUCCUCGCGCGCGCAGCCUUCGGCGUCAAAGGCGCCAACCUCCCCUCGCUGCUCCGCGGACUCGUCGCCUGCGGCUGGUUCGGCAUCCAGACCUGGAUCGGAGGCUCGGCGAUCCUCCAGCUCGUCACGCACUUGCCGGCGGCGCAGGGGGGUGCUGGGGCCGCGGCGCUGGCGGCGGCGCCGAGCCUGCCAGGGUGGUUCGGCGGGGUGACGUUCGCGGAGCUGGGGUGCUUCCUAGUGUUUUGGGCGGCGCAGCUGGGAAUUGUGUGGCGUGGGAUCGAGUCGAUUCGCCACCUCGAGUCUGCCAGCGCUCCCGUUCUGUUGCUCCUGUGUGUCUGUCUGCUAGCAUGGGCCUACUCCAGGGCGGGCGGGCUGGGGCCCAUGCUCAGCGCACCCUCGCUCUUUGCACCGGGAGGGCCCAAGCACGGGCAGUUCUGGAAAACGUUUUUCCCUGCCCUGACAGCAAACGUUGGGUUCUGGGCGACACUGAGCCUCAAUAUUCCAGACUUCACACGCUACGCUCGCUCGCAGGCCUCGCAAGCCAUAGGCCAGGCGCUGGGCCUGCCUGUCACCAUGGUGGCGUUUGCAUUCGUGGGUCUCGCUGUCACCUCCGCCACGCUCGUUGUCUUUGGCCCACCUGCCAUCCCCGACCCUGUGCUGCUUCUCUCCAAGAUUCCCGGGCUGCUCCCGUCGCUGCUCGCCUGCACUGGCCUGUGCCUCGCCACACUCACCACCAACAUCGCCGCGAACGUCGUUGCGCCAGCCAAUGCGCUGGUGAAUCUGGCGCCGCGGCGGGUCUCGUUUGCUGCGGGAGCCACGGUGACGGCUCUUGCUGGGCUGCUGCUGGCGCCAUGGAGGCUGGUUCGGGCGCCGGCGGAUGGUGGUGGUGGUGGUGGAGGCGGGGCGUUUUUCGCUUGGCUUGUAGCGUACUCAGCGUUGCUAGGCCCGAUUGCGGGGGUGUUGGUUGCGGAUUAUUUUCUGCUGAGGAAGACGGAGUUGGACGUGGAUGGGCUUUAUUCUUUGGACCCGUCUGGGCCUUAUUGGUAUGCAGGCGGGUAUAAUCCGGCUGCAGUGCUUGCGCUGGUGGCAGGUGUGCUGCCUAAUCUUCCUGGGUUUCUGGCUGCUGUGGGAGUGCUUGCCUCAGAAGUGGUGCCGGCAUGGCUGCACACGGUGUAUUCAAACGCAUGGGUGAUUGGGUUUAUGGUAGCUGGAGCGACGUAUUUGUUGCUCAUGGAGGUGUUUCCUUGGUAUAAAGUUAGAACCUGA